AACACAUAAAGUCGUGGCAGAGUUAGAAAGUGGAAAACCAUGGAACCAAAUGACAACUCUAGUGAAUCUUCCUCUUUUUCCAGGGAUGAAAAAGUGGAAGCCUUGGAUCUUCUUGAGGAGUGUUGGUACUUUGAUAACAUGUUAAAUAUAAGACCAACGAUUCCAAGGUGUCACUCUGAUCCUUCCCCUUCCUAUGGGCUAAUCUGCCCAGAUUUUUUGGGGAAGGAUUCUGAUGUAUCUAGUUACUCAUCAACAAGUAAACCACCUAACAAUAGUGGUUCUGUUCCUCCUAAGAAGAUUCAGAGAGCACCAUCCAUGCCACCACUUAGAGUAAAAGAAGAAGAUAAGAGUGGAAUGGAUUUUACAAGAGGCAAAUUGAUGCACCAAUCACCAUCAAGUAAACCACAUAACAGUAGUGGUUCUGUUCCUCCAAAGAGGAUCCAGAGAGCACCAUCCAUGCCCCCACUUUUAGUGAGAGAUGAAGAUGAGAAGAAAGGAAGAAAAUUGGUGCACCAAUCAUUAGAUACUGAAGUGGUUCAAGCGGCUAGUAAACCUCAGAGUGCAAAGAUGAAAGGACAUCAUAAAAGUGAUUGCAAUAAAAGAAAAAGCAAACUCCUAAGAACACCAUCUUUGCCUUCAUCCAUAGGGAGAGAUGAAAAGUUCCAAGUUAAUGGUCCUCCUAGAACUGGGAGAUCCCCCAAGCAACCAUCAACGCCUACCAGUGUUGAUAACCUGCCACCAAGGCAACCCUCUAAGAGUUGCAGCAUUCCCAGAAGUCGAUCAGUUAGAAACUGCGAGGUUGAAAGCUUCAACACAGAAGGUACUGUGGAGAUGAGACGCAAGUUUCUAAAUCAGAAAACAAUGAGGAGAAGCCUAAGUGAUCUUGAGUUUGAAGAAGUUCAAGGAUUUAAGGAUUUGGGAUUCAAAUUUGAGAAAGAAAGUUUAAGCCCAAGUUUAGCUAACAUAAUUCCAGGUUUGAAAGAGAAGAACAGAGAUGAGACAGAGGAAGAUAAGGCAGCAAGGGGACCUUACUUAUCAGAAGCAUGGUUGGUGCAAACUUGUGCUCCUCCUAUUCCAAGUGGGGCUUCUAACAUGUCUGCAUCAGAUAUGAAACAGAAAAUCAAGUUUUGGGCUAGAGCUGUGGCAUCAAAUGUGUACCAGGAAUGCUAAAAAACAAGACAAAAAGGAAAUUAUGUGAUAAUUUGAAGUUGAAACCUUGAGAUUACAACCCAAAUGUUGGAUACAAGGAUCAUAAUGACACUUCACUGAUCGAUUCUUUGUAACAAUUAAUGGCUUUAGGAGCAGCCAAAUUAAUGAUAAUAAUAAUUCUUGGUAA
Messenger RNA from Lotus japonicus, 1336 nucleotides. RefSeq lists its product as uncharacterized. The transcript is spliced from 2 exons. The coding region runs from base 40 to 1170 and encodes 376 amino acids. NCBI's taxonomy places the organism in Eukaryota, Viridiplantae, Streptophyta, Magnoliopsida, Fabales, Fabaceae. The record is from RefSeq and is a predicted model, not a curated record.